This is a messenger RNA of Penicillium alfredii, 1800 nucleotides long. RefSeq lists its product as uncharacterized. Lineage: Eukaryota; Fungi; Ascomycota; Eurotiomycetes; Eurotiales; Aspergillaceae. The record is from RefSeq and is a predicted model, not a curated record. The transcript has a single exon. Bases 1 to 1800 code for a protein of 599 amino acids.
AUGGCCGAGCUAGAGUCCCAAGUGAAUGAGCUCAAAAAUUCCAUCCCAAAAGACUUCCCCAAACAACACAAUUUUCCCAACUUUGAACGCUUCGAACAGAAGUUGGCAAAGCUAGAGUCUGAACUUCGGGAGCUAAAACAUCCUGUCGUGUCCAAAGAACCGAGUCCGCCCACCGAUGAGGACAGCCUUAACUCCAGGCUCAAGAAGGCAGAGAACUCAGUGACCAAGCAAUCUCACCGCAACAUGGAACAAACUAGGGAUCUGGAAGCUAUGUCAUUGCGAAUGAAGGAGCUCGAGAAAAAGUUUGAAUCAAUUUCCAAUGUUGGGAGCCGGCUCCACGAGCUCGAAAAACGACCUACGGAUUUUACCCAACUUGCGUUGCCUUCACAGAUGCCGGAUACGCCAUCUCAUGCUCAAAUUCAGCACACAGACACGCAGUUGAAGUUCCUACAGAAUCGCCUGCAGGGACUUGAGGGUCGGUUCGAUCUGUUGGCCAAGGCAUCCAAAAUGACUCAUGAUAUACAUAUGCAAGAGCUAGAGAAAGACACUAAACGAAUCGGUCAGCUGGAAACAGACUAUCACCAAUUCGCUCAAAGACUGGAUAAAAGCGCUAAAGAACUGGCUGCCUCACAAACAGCAUACGCCAACUCAAUAACUGGUAAUCAAUCUGGGAUCAAUCUCAAAGUUCGCGAUGAUUUGAACAAGCUUUCAGGGGCCGUGGACAAGGUCUCCAAAGAGAUGGUGCCAGAACUCUCCAAAUCUCUGGGCAAAUCCAACGGUCUCUUGCAGUCCGUGAUUCAGGGAACCCGAUCUCUGGAAUCCCGUUUUCAACAACUUACCACCGAGCCGCUGGUCAAACACAUGAUGCAUGCCAUGCAAGAAAUGUACCCUUCAGUUGGCACAUUGUCGGAGCAAGUUCAAGCUUUCAAGGGUCAUGCCGAGAAAGAGAUCGCUGAAGUGAAGCAAAAGCUCGAAAAAUUGGAGAUGUUGCCAUCCGGCGAAGCCCAAUCAGAAGCCCUAGAAAAGUUACGGGCUCAACUGGAAAAGCAUCAAGAAGAGAGCACAGGAAAGAUCGAUGCUUUUACAUCCGGCCUCAAGAAAGACCUUCGUUCGCAGCUCGAUGACAUUUUGGUUCUUCGAAACGACUUUGCUACUCAGUCCAACGCCGUGGCAGAUCUAGGAGAAAAGAUUGCCAGUGGAGAGACUGAAUGGCCGCCCGAUGAUUGCAGAAAACUAUUGACGUCUGUUUCAGAUCUGAGGGAGGAGAUCAAGAUUUUGACAAGCAAAGUCGACAAUUUGACACCCAAUGCCACCACCAAGAGCCAAACCGAGCAGCUCGAAACCCGCCUGAAAGCAUUGGAGGAACUUGCGUCGCCGGAGACUGCGGAGUGGAUAAAGGAGAAAUUCGCCGAACUAGACAGAAUCCAACACGAGUCUAUUCCACGAAUCUUCAACCGAAUCAGAACCUAUGAAGACUGCUCUCGCUCUGUUCAGUCCCCCGCGGAAAAUGUCCAAAAGCUGGACAAGAGUUCCUCUGACAAUCCCAGCAAGUCUGGCACACCGCAAGUGCCAGACCAACAACCAUCCCGAGGGUCAGCCCAGGGCCAAUUAGCAAAAGCCAUGUUGAAAAAGAAAAGAUCUCGACACUCUCUCGCCUCUGAUGACGAUCGGUCGCUCCCCGGAACACCCUCUGCGAGUAAUUCGUCGCCCGUCCAUCCCUCCUCGAGCUCGGAUAUAUCAUCGAGCAAGAAGAACAAGAGAAAAAAAAAGCGCAAGGAUCAAGACGCGACCCAACGUUAG